Molecule: messenger RNA, 1251 nt
Organism: Schistosoma rodhaini
Lineage: Eukaryota; Metazoa; Platyhelminthes; Trematoda; Strigeidida; Schistosomatidae
Source: the annotation of a GenBank genome assembly
AUGUUACAAAGUUUGUUCAUUAUAAAUCGUUCGAAUGAAAUAUGUUUAGAAAAACACUGGACAAAAAACAUUUCGAAGACAGUUAACGAUACAUUUUUUGAUGCCGUCACAAAAUAUGCAGCUGGUGAUGUGCCACCUGUUCUAGAAACUCCAAGCAAUUCACUCAUUCAUAUUUUGCGCAACAAUUUAUAUUUUCUAGCUGUGUGUGCUAAUGAGCUACCUCCCUUACUCGUAAUUGAGUUUUUAGAUUGCGUACAUUCAAUAAUCGAAGAUUAUUUUGGCUCUGCUACUGAAACAUCAAUCAAAGAAAAUGUAGUUUCAAUAUACGAGAUUUUAGAUGAAAUGCUUGAUGGUGGUUUCCCAUUGGCCACCGAACCUAAUAUUUUAAAAGAAAUUGUGCGUCCUCCCAACUUCCUUCAAUCACUUACAGAUGCGGUUACUGGAAAAAACACGAUUAUUGGGUCUACACUCCCUACAAACCAGUUAUCGAAUAUACGUUGGAGACGUUCUGGCGUGAACUACACUAACAACGAAACGUAUUUCGACCUGAUUGAAAAGAUAGACGCGAUUGUCGAUCGUUCUGGUUAUGUAAUAUCCAAGGAGGUUCACGGAUCAGUCGAAUGUCUAAUUAAAUUAUCUGGAACUCCAGAUAUAACAUUGGCUUUCACAAACCAUCGGCUGAUUGAUGAUGCCAACCUUCAUCCUUGUAUUCGCUUUUCACGUUGGAAGAGAGAAAGAAUUCUAUCGUUUAUACCUCCUGAUGGAAAGUUUUGUUUGUUUAAUUAUCAUGUAAGCUCAUUAAGCCCUAUAUCACUUCCUAUCAUACUAAGACAUAAUGUUCUUCUCCGUGAACGUGGAGGUCGUCUAGAUGUAGUAGUAGUACCAAAAACAAUGGGUAAACCUGUUGAAAAUGUAAAACUUACCAUUCAAUUACCACCAGAAGUUUUAAAUAUCACAGCAUCUCCAAGUGUUGGACGAACUAGUUUUGAUGUAACAACAAAACUGUUUCAAUGGGAUAUUGGUCGGAUUGAAACAAAAUCUCCAAAUCCUUCAAUGAAAAGUAGUAUCGAUUUAGUUAGUGGUCUCACUACAUUACCAUCAAAUCCUGUAAUCCUUGUAAACUUUUGUAUUCCACAAUUCAUCGUAUCUGGGUUGAAAAUUGCUAGAGUUGACAUUUAUGGGGAGAAAUAUAAACCAUUUAAAGGAGUUAAAUAUGCAACGAAAGCUGGCCAGUAUGAAGUGCGAACGUGA